Molecule: messenger RNA, 1986 nt
Organism: Urocitellus parryii (Arctic ground squirrel)
Lineage: Eukaryota; Metazoa; Chordata; Mammalia; Rodentia; Sciuridae
Source: RefSeq, a predicted model, not a curated record
AUGCUGCAGGAGCCUCGGGAUGCAGAGGCAUCGGGGAUGCCAGGACACGCAAAAGGGGAGUGCGUCGGGAAGGCCACCCUCCUCCCACGCUGCAGACCACCCCGCCUUCCCGAGCCUGGUCUCCCUAGCCCUUCCCAAGCGCCCCGUAGCUUAAGCGAAAUCGGGGGCGGGAACUGGAGGUCCGCAGACUUCCGGGCAGGAGUGUCCGCGCCGCGCGCAGCCAAGCCGGCGCGCGGAGGAGUGCGCGUGCGCGCUAGGCUCACUUCCGGUGCUCGGACUUCAACUCCCAGGGUGCACCGGGCGGCGAGCCUGUUCAAACCGACCAAUCGGCGGCCCGCUCCGCCCGGCGCUGCAUUUAAACCCUCGGCGGGGCGGCUUCGUUUUCCGCGGCCGGCGAGGGUGAAGCGAGGGCCAGGCGAGGGCGAGGUCCGUGGGCCGGUGACCCUGUUCACCGCCGCCCUUUCUCCGCAGGCUCCUCCCGGGAAGCCGAGAUGGACGCGGUCGGGGAGAAAGGUGAGCGCAGCCCGGCGGUUCCGGGCGCUGGGGGGCCGGCGGGUCGCGCCCCGGCAGCUGCCCGUGAAGCAGCGGCCUCGCCCGCCUAGGACCCCGCCGGKCCCGCAGCGCAGACGACACUCAGGYUGGUGUAGAGGAAAGUGCCCUCACGUGACCCCACUGCUGGCAGUUUCCCUGUGUGACUCAUCUGACCCUCGGUCCACCAUCCUAGUGCCAUCUGUGCUACAGGUUGAGAAAUUAGAGCUAGGUGGAGGAGAACUGCCUGUUGGCAAGGACCCUCGUGUGGUGGCUUCCCAGCUGGUCAUUCUGACUCUUGUGCACUCUUCUCUGGUCGUAGGAGGCUCCACAGACAGCAGGACGCCGAGGUCCUCCCAGGUACAGCGGCUGCAGUCAUGCAUCUCUACUGGCAGGGCCAUUGCUCACAGCACUCCUGCGAGACGCUCAUCAGGGCCAACUUCACAAAGCCUGUUGAGCAGCAGAGGGACGCCCACGAGUGCGCGACGGGUGUCAGCACUGCCCACACCUGGCGGCUGGCGCCUCUCUGGCCUUCCUCUGAUGACUCCCAARACCUUGCCCCGAGCUCUGGCUUCCCCGCUCUGUGCACCUGCUCAGAGACUCUCUUCUGAGCCUCAGAGGAGAUCUGCAGUGAGGACUGAGCCGAGGGGAGCGAGCAGCGGCAGGGCUGGUGGCAGGCUGGCUGGCCUGUCACCCAGUGGCAGCCCCUCUCCUCCACCCUCUGUGCCUCAGGCACUUCAUUUUUCUCCGGAGAAGAAUGAGUCUCCUUUCUCAGGAGACUUCACAGGAGCAGCACAGGUUGAGGCCAAGCCGGGGGAAGACACCUGCCCUGGGGAGGCUCUUCUGAUAGACAUCGGGCUGGGUCAACUCACCAUCACUCCUCAAGUGGGAAGCAGGCCCCCGGCAGACCUCCCUCUCAUCGACUUCUGCAGCCCUCCUGAAGCAGAUGUGGCUUUGGGAUCUGCAAGCAGACCCCUGAUCGACCUCACCACGAACACUCCAGAUGUGAACAGAAACUGUGUGUCAAAAAACAGUGUGUCAAAACCUUUGCAGGCCGAGGGACAGCUGAUCGACCUGGGCUCCCCUCUGGUCCAGCUGAGCCCUGAGGCUGACAAGGAGAAUGUGGACUCACCGCUUCUCAAGUUCUGAUACAGCAAGGUCCUUGCCUUUAGUCUUUGUUGAAAGAACAGUCGUGAAGUGGCUUUUGAAACCAGUUUUAGAAGAAAUUGCAUUUGACUUAAGACAAUUUUUUUAAAACCCAAAGUACACUCACUGCAGCGGGCAGGGUAAGGGGCCAGGGCUGUGGACUGUGGCCUGGGUCUCUUCCACAGCUCCCUCCUCCCUGUUCCCACUAGACUAUGGUAUAACAUCUGAAUUAAGGAUUUUUAUUGAACUUUUUUUGUAAAAUAGCAAGCCACUAUUUUAAAAGUCAAAAGUUUGUAUGAAAAAUUAUAUGUA